Naegleria lovaniensis is the source of this 621-nucleotide messenger RNA. RefSeq lists its product as uncharacterized. Lineage: Eukaryota; Heterolobosea; Eutetramitea; Acrasida; Naegleriidae. Bases 1 to 621 code for a protein of 206 amino acids. The record is from RefSeq and is a predicted model, not a curated record. The transcript has a single exon.
AUGCCAAUUCCAGAACAAUCUAUUUCUCCCGAGCUGAAUAUUCAUCAUCACAAAAACAAAUCCCGAGAAGUGAGUCAUCAUUACGAAGAUACUCGUCCUCAUUCCACUACUACUGAAUCAGAAAUCUCGGCACGACCACAUCAUUCCAUCAAGGAAAUGAUUAAUCCCACAUUGAGGGAGGCCCUAGAAGCGUUAACUUUGAAUUUACAAACAUUUAUGAAAUAUCUGGAUUAUCAUGAGAAGAAGAAUGGCCAGAAUGCAAUUUUUGGAAUCUCAACUCCUCUCAAUACUGCCUCAACGAAUAAUAGUGUCUCAAUUUCAAUGGGAACCAUUGAGAAAACGAAUGCAGUGCCAUCCUCAGCGAAUUAUGAGUAUCUUCAAAUAGAUCCUCAAUGCAUUGGAGAUGAUGAGAUUAUUCUCACUGAAAAAGAAUACAUGCAAUUAGAGGAAAUUUAUUUAAAUCCAAUUAAAUACCUCUCGGAUACUUUGAAAAUAUUGAAUGAAAGGAAUCAACAUGAAGAUGAAUAUCGUGACAAUAUUACUCCAACACCUAACUCUUCCAUGCUACAGAGUCCUGUCAUCAUUCAAGGAAGAGCUCGAAAACGAAAUUACAAUAAUUAG